Molecule: messenger RNA, 1993 nt
Organism: Metopolophium dirhodum (rose-grain aphid)
Lineage: Eukaryota; Metazoa; Arthropoda; Insecta; Hemiptera; Aphididae
Exons: 1
Coding region: 866-1606 (246 amino acids)
Source: RefSeq, a predicted model, not a curated record
GGUACAAAAUUAAAAAAGAGACUAGAUCGUGGUGAUAAAGGAAUAAACCCAUUGGAUGCUGCUUGUCGUGAUCACGAUAUUGUGUAUGCAACGAGUAAAAAUUUAGACGAUAGACAUAAAGCUGAUAAAGUGCUAGAAAAUCGUGCUUGGGAGAGAUUUAAAGCAAAAGAUACACCUAGAAAAGAGAAAUUAGUUGCGUACGCAGUAACAAACGCAAUGAAAGCUAAAAGAAAAAUAGGUAUGGGUUGCAAACGGAAACGUGCUAUAAAAACAAAUUGUAUACUAGCAGCGAAAAAAAAAAGAAUCUCAAAAAAAAAGAAUGGUGGUAAAAGGUUGAUUUUAGUACCGAGACAAUCAGGAGGUGCAAUUCCCUUAAUACCUAUAUUUGCAGGAUUGUCAGCACUUGGUAGUUUGAUGUCUGGAGGUGCUAGUGUGUAUAAUGCGGUUCAAAAUUCAAAAAGAAAAAAAGGCAGUGGUUUGAAAUCAAACAAGAAUAGGUUAAGGAAAAAAAACUGAUGAUCACGCUACCUGAUAGACCGCUUUCGUCUCAAGAUAUUAUAAAAUACAUCGGAAAGUUGAAAAUCAAUCAUUUCCGUGGUGUCUUUUCACGUGAUAACUUACCUAAAAAACCACAUACGAUUGAAUGUGGUAUAUUAAACUUGGAUACAUCUUCAGGCGACGGAAGCCAUUGGGUAGCGUUUUAUAAAAAUAAGGACAAAGUUGUAUAUUUUGAUAGCUUUGGUGAUUUACCACCACCAAUUGAAUUACAACAUUAUUUCAGACAGUUCAAAAUAGUAUACAACUAUUCCAACUAUCAAGACUUCAAUACAUUUAACUGUGGUCAUUUAUGUCUUGAAUUCUUGCAAUGCAUGAAUCUAUUACAUUAAAUCUAACUGGAAAUUCAACUGUAUUGUCGGUAAAUUAUUUUCCAUCUCUAAACGUUUACGAGGAUUCAGAAAUAGCUUUGUUAUCUUUGCAAACGUGCAAUUCAUUUCCAAAUAUUAUAAAUCCAACUAAUAACCGGCUGAGAAUAAAAUCAAUUCCUCCAGAUAGAAUAGCAAAAAUUCAAUUUUUUGUACCAGUCGAAUGCCGUGACAUAGAAGAUAUUAACAAAUAUAUGGUAGAAGAGUUAUCUCAAGUUAAUAAAGUCUACGGAACAAAGCUGACAUUCAGUGUACGUAUUGAUCCUGUCGAUUUUAGAACGUAUAUAAAAUGUAAUGGAAUACUAAACUUUGAGCAUCCGUAUAGUAUAGCACCUGUUUUUGGGUAUAGAAAGAAAGUUUGUGGACCGUUUCAUGAAGAACAUCGAUCGGAUAAAGCUGCAAAUUUAAACACAAUUAAUUCUAUAAAAGUAAUGUGUAAUAUAGCACAUGGGUCAUUCAACAACCAACUUCAAAGCCAUUCGAUAUAUGAGUUUUUCCCAAGUGGGAGAAGAGGAACAAAGGUUGUUCAAUCUCCGGUAAACCUUAUAUAUUACAGAUUAAACAAAACAGAUAUUAAUUCAAUUACUGUUCAGUUAGUUGACCAAAACAAUAAUCCAAUUGACAAUUUUAACGAAACGUUAACAGUUGUUCUGCAUAUUAAACGUCACGGAUCUCAUCAUUAAAUUUAUAUCUUAGAUUUUGUAAUGUAUGAGUCAGUUACUUUAAGUUUAACUGGGAAUGCUACCAUAUUAUCUGUAAAUUAUUUUCCGUCUAUAAACCUUUACGAGGACUCAGAAAUAGCUUUGUUAUGUUUACAGUCAUUUAAUUCGUUUCCAAAUAUUAAUGAUAAUAAUAAUAAAUUUUCUAUACAAGUAGCUGAGAAUGAAAACAAUAAUGAUCCUAUGAUAUGUUUUAUUACAUUGGAAGAGGGUUGUUAUGAAAUUGAAGAUAUUAAGCAACGAGUUAAGAAGCAAAUAGAUGACUAUAAUAGUAAAAACUUAACCAAUUUAACAUUCGACAUUACAGUUGAUCCUAACGAUUUCAGAUCGUAUAUAAAAUGUAAUGGGAUA